GGUCCCACCUCUCCUCCCGGAGCAGCGGCGCCGGAGCAGGCGCGGUGCAUUGUGGACAGAGGGGCGGGGGUUGGGAAGAUGGCGGCUCCCAGCCUCCUCAACUGGAGGCGGGUUUCCUCCUUCACGGGGCCGGUCCCCCGCGCCCGGCACGGACACCGAGCGGUGGCCAUCCGGGAGCUGAUGAUCAUCUUUGGAGGGGGCAACGAGGGCAUCGCCGACGAGCUGCACGUCUACAACACGGUUACAAAUCAGUGGUUCCUGCCAGCUGUUAGAGGAGACAUCCCUCCAGGCUGUGCUGCCCAUGGAUUUGUCUGUGAUGGUACCAGAAUAUUAGUAUUUGGGGGAAUGGUUGAAUACGGAAGAUACAGCAAUGAGUUAUAUGAGUUACAAGCAAGUCGUUGGUUAUGGAAAAAAGUGAAACCGUAUCCCCCGUCUUCUGGUUUACCUCCUUGUCCUCGGCUGGGACAUAGCUUCUCUUUAUAUGGUAACAAAUGCUAUUUGUUUGGUGGCCUGGCAAAUGAAAGUGAAGAUUCAAACAAUAAUGUUCCCAGAUAUUUAAAUGAUUUCUAUGAGUUGGAGCUACAGCAUGGUUCUGGUGUUGUGGGUUGGAGCAUUCCAGUGACUAAAGGGAUUGUGCCUUCUCCAAGAGAAUCCCACACAGCUGUUAUAUAUUGCAGAAGAGAUUCUGGAAGUCCUAAAAUGUAUGUUUUUGGUGGAAUGUGUGGUGCUCGCCUUGAUGACCUAUGGCAACUUGACUUAGAAACUAUGUCAUGGUCAAAACCAGAAACUAAAGGGACAGUGCCACUUCCACGAAGCCUUCAUACAGCCAGUGUUAUAGGAAAUAAGAUGUACAUCUUUGGUGGAUGGGUUCCACAUAAGGGGGAAAAUAUUGAGACUUCACCUCAUGAUUGUGAAUGGAGAUGUACCAGUUCAUUUUCUUACUUAAAUCUUGAUACAGCAGAAUGGACCACCCUAGUAUCAGAUUCUCAAGAAGACAAAAAAAAUUCAAGACCAAGACCAAGAGCUGGACACUGUGCUGUUGCAAUUGGCACUCGAUUGUAUUUUUGGAGUGGAAGAGAUGGCUACAAAAAAGCACUGAAUAGUCAAGUUUGCUGCAAGGAUCUUUGGUAUCUUGAUACUGAGAAACCACCGGCACCAUCACAAGUACAACUGAUCAAAGCCACUACCAACUCUUUUCAUGUCAAAUGGGAUGAAGUGCCUACAGUUGAAGGCUAUCUUUUGCAGUUGAAUACAGACUUGCCGUACCAAGCUGUGUCAUCAGAUUCUUCAGCAACACCAAAUAUGCAAGGAGUCAGGAUGGACCCACACAGACAAGGCAGUAAUAGCAUCAUUCCUAACAGUAUCAGUGAUACAAUGAACAGUGCAAAAUCUGAACAUACAGCUAUGAAAGGAACUUCACUGAAAAACAAACCAGAACUCAAAGCAUCAACUGAUUCUAAUGCCACUUUACAUUCAUCUUUGGCAACUAACGCUUCUAAUCAUAACAGUUGUGUGGUGGAUAUGCUAAGGAAAAAUGAAGGUCCUCACACUUCAGCAAAUAUAGGUGUUCUAAGUAGUUGCCUGGACUUAAGAACAGUAAUCCCUGAAACUUCUGUAUCCAGUACUGUUUCCAACGCACAAACUAUGGUAACCCAGCAGACCAUUAAAACUGAAUCAUCCAGUACAAAUGGGGCAGUUGUUAAAGAUGAAACUUCACUAACAACAUUCAGUACCAAAUCUGAAGUUGAUGAAACAUGUGCAUUACCUGCAACUAAGAUCAGCCGUGUAGAGGCACAUGCUGGAGUGAUGCCAUUUUCUAAAGAGACUCCUUCAAAUCCAGUGGCCACAACGAAAGCAGGAGAACGACAGUGGUGUGAUGUAGGAAUUUUUAAAAAUAAUACAGCUUUGGUGAGCCAGUUUUAUUUGCUGCCAAAAGGGAAGCAAAGCAUCUCAAAGAUAGGAAAUGCAGAUGUACCUGACUACAGUUUACUUAAGAAACAAGAUCUUGUUCCAGGCACAGGAUACAGAUUCAGGGUUGCUGCCAUCAAUGGUUGCGGAAUAGGCCCUUUCAGCAAAAUCAGUGAAUUUAAAACUUGUAUUCCCGGUUUUCCUGGAGCUCCUUCUGCAGUCAGAAUUUCAAAGAAUGUUGAGGGUAUCCAUCUUUCCUGGGAACCUCCAACUUCACCUUCUGGAAAUAUUUUGGAAUAUUCAGCCUACUUGGCUAUCCGCACAGCACAAAUACAAGAUAAUCCGAGUCAGCUUGUGUUUAUGAGGAUUUAUUGUGGUCUAAAGACAUCAUGUAUAGUAACUGCUGGGCAACUUGCAAAUGCACAUAUUGAUUAUACAUCCAGGCCUGCCAUUGUGUUCAGGAUAUCAGCAAAGAAUGAAAAGGGAUAUGGACCAGCUACACAAGUUCGAUGGCUUCAAGGUAACAAUAAAAAAGCACCUUUAAAUUGAUUUUUUUUUUUAACUGAAGCUAUUGUGAUGAUUAUUUAUUAGUAACUGGUUUUGGAGAUUUGUCAUUUAAAAGAGUAUUCUCUGACUGUAUUUCUAGCAGUUAUGAAUUUGAGUUUGUAAGUUGUUCUUAAAAUGUAUUUGCUCAAUUCUAGAUCCAAAUAAAAGUAG
Molecule: messenger RNA, 2625 nt
Organism: Eubalaena glacialis (North Atlantic right whale)
Lineage: Eukaryota; Metazoa; Chordata; Mammalia; Artiodactyla; Balaenidae
Gene: HCFC2
Product: host cell factor C2
Exons: 15
Coding region: 79-2457 (792 amino acids)
Biological process (GO): regulation of DNA-templated transcription; chromatin remodeling
Cellular component (GO): histone methyltransferase complex
Molecular function (GO): protein binding; transcription coactivator activity
Source: RefSeq, a predicted model, not a curated record